This is a messenger RNA of Cordyceps militaris CM01, 2178 nucleotides long. RefSeq lists its product as uncharacterized. NCBI's taxonomy places the organism in Eukaryota, Fungi, Ascomycota, Sordariomycetes, Hypocreales, Cordycipitaceae. The coding region runs from base 1 to 2178 and encodes 725 amino acids. The transcript is spliced from 2 exons. The record is from RefSeq and is a predicted model, not a curated record.
AUGACGCCGCCGUCGCGCAGGUCGACUCCCGUACCCGACGGUCGCCGUUCCGCGACACCCUCAGCCACGCUCCAGUGCUGCUGUGGUCGCGCCCACCUCUGCCCAGCCCUGCGAAGAAAUACAAACAUCAUCGAAGCCGUCGAAAAAGACGCGCAUACGGCUGCGCAACUUGGUCAGGCUCUCCUCGCCCGUUACGAGGCCUACAAGGCCGACGCCGAGCGAGAUCGUCUCGAACUUCUUUCACGCAUCACCCGCCUUGAGAUGGAGAAUCGUAUGCUCGAAGCAGCCAACGCUGCCAAAAUCCAGGAAAAUCGGGCCCUCCUAGACCAGCUCGAGACCCUCAAUACCACUGUCUCCGACGCCGACGCUAGAAUAAGACUGCUCGAGACCAAUCUACUUUCUUCAAAUCAUACAGUACGCCGUCUUGAGAGCACUGCUGCCCGUGCUAGCGAUGCUGAACGUCACCUCGCCCUGCUCGAGCAGGAGCAGGACCACCUGCUCGAGGAGCUUCGUUCUGCUAGGGAAGACGCCCGCUCCCACUCCCUGCACUUUAAAGAGGCUCAGCGCGGCGUGACUGAUAUGCAGGACCAGCUCGAUCGUCUGGAAGCCGAGGCGUUACAGGAACGCGAACGCCAUGCCGAAAUUGUCCAGCGCAUGGAACGGCAACGCGAGGUUGAGAAGCAGCUCGACGCCGCCGCUGGGCGCCUCAAAGGCGCUGCUGCCACUCGCUCUCUACAAGGCGAUGGAAAAAACAACAAAAUUGUUGGCCACUUCGUUCGCGACCUCCUACAAGAUAACGCCAAUCUUCAGCUCGGGGUAGCCGAGCUUAGAGAGCUCCUCCAAAAUUCCAACGACGAAGUACAGUUGUUGCGAGAGCAACUGGUGUACCAGCAACCUAUCGCAGAAGAACACUUUACCAGCCCUUCAUCUACCCUCAAAGCCGAGCUUGAGGGUAAGCUGGACGACCGCCCGCAUCACACUGGUCCAGCGCUCUCCCAAGAGCUGCACAUCCACCACCACUAUCACGCUCCACCUACGCCGAAGCCUUCAAAAAAGCUGAAGAGAACCAAGACAGGUCUACUUCCCGUGGGCAUUUGCACGCCCCGUACAUCCCUUUCAGCACCUGGAACGCCGCCGCAGGCCACCUCUCAGUGGGGUGGGCGUUUGCCUUCCUCGCCAACGGCUCCGGCUCUCUUAUCUCAUGCCAAAAACGAAGACUUAACUCCCACCACCUCGAAACCACCGCCAGUCUGGACCGCGCUAUCGCAUCUGCAAUCCGAGCUCGACUACUCGUCCUCUGUGCCCAGUUCGCCACUAGCCAACCACAAGGCAGUAUUUGAUUCAGAUCCGCCCGCUGUCAUGGUAUCAUCACCUGUCACGAGUUUGGACCCAUUAUCACCACCCUGGCUGGCCUCGCACGCCAAACAGGCUUCUCUUACGUCGUCGCAUAGUUUUCAGUCGCUCGCCUUCCUAGACUCGGAGCCAGACCUGCCCCCAUUGCCACGGGAGCCGAUUCGCGAGGAGGAUGAGUCGAGGGCUGCUAGGGGCUCUGGCGAGCCGUCAUCGGACGGUUAUUAUACGGAUCACAUGGAGAGAGGCACCACCAGCAUCAUGCCUCGUCGCAAUUUGCGUAGGACCGCCUCACACGAGUCGAUAAUGUCACUUUCGGGAGGCCUUGAUAUCCACACGCUGCAAUCCCGCCCGAGCCAGAUGACCCUGCGUCCCCUAGGGGGCGCCGACGCUGUUGUCACUGGCGUUGUGGCCCAGCCUACCUUAUCACGUUCCUCCAACAAGCGAAGUGAUGUCGCUCUUCGCGACAACUUUGCCGGCCUCAUGUCGCCCCGCACUAUCUCUUCGCCGACGAGUAGCAGCCAGCGCAAAAUCCGGGGCUGGACAGCUUGGCGGCCCUGGGGCGGCAGUGACCCUGCGGAAGCUGAUGCGUCAUGCCCUCAGCCUGCAGCUGCCGAAGCAAUCUCCGAAGCACCUGUGACGCCGCAAAAAAAGGAAAAGGAAAAAGAAAAAGACUCCGGCCGAUCACCCGGCAUCAACCAACCUGGGUCUAUCCCAGGAUUUCAAGAAUAUUGGGCAUCCCAAAAACGAAAGGGUGCGCCCGCACAAGUCACUGCAACAGCCGUUGACCGUGACGCAUUGAAUGAAGGCCUUGAAGGCCUGACCUAG